Anopheles marshallii is the source of this 2184-nucleotide messenger RNA. RefSeq names its product katanin p60 ATPase-containing subunit A1 (gene kat-60L1). The record is from RefSeq and is a predicted model, not a curated record. The transcript is spliced from 5 exons. Lineage: Eukaryota; Metazoa; Arthropoda; Insecta; Diptera; Culicidae. Gene Ontology annotation, molecular function: microtubule binding; microtubule severing ATPase activity; ATP binding. Gene Ontology annotation, cellular component: microtubule cytoskeleton. The coding region runs from base 1 to 2184 and encodes 727 amino acids. Gene Ontology annotation, biological process: microtubule severing.
AUGCUGGUACAGUACGGUGCGACCGGAUCACGGAACGGUGGCAACGGUGGUGCGAUGAACGAGUACCACCACGGUUACCAUCCGUCGCACGGUUACGCACCGCAACCGUACGAACCGCCGACCCACGUCACCGGCACCGGUAAUAAUCUGCUCGAGGCGGCCCUCGGCCGCCCGGGCCCGGCCGGCACAGGUAGCACAAAUCACCACAACCCUUCUAAUGCUAGCACGUACAAAAUGUCUCGUAACGUUUCCAACUCGCACCCGGCCCUGGAACGGUCCGACGUACACGUGGAAUACGAAGUUGCCGUCCCGAUACACAGCAUCGAGUCGAUCCGCCACACACCGUACCAUUCGCUAUGGAAUCUGCACGAGUGUUCCGCACCAUCAACGUCCGGCUUCCAACAUAUGGCCCGCAUGAUGGACACAUUGAUCCUGGAUAAUUUGGCACCGUUUGCCUUUACGAAAAUCACGACCACACAUCGCCCGACACGGAUCAGUGGGGGCGGUGGUGGCGGUAGCGGCAGUGGUGGCAGUGGCUCCGGCAGCAAUGGUGUCCCCGGCGGUGGAGGUGGUGCGGGCGGUCUCAUCGACGCACGGUCCGGGCCGCUGGGGGGCAUGGGACAGGAAGGUAUGCUGCGCAACGGACCAGGCGGCCACGGUGGCGGCGGCAGUGGUGGCAGUAUGGGCGUGAAGAAGGCAACCAGCACGAGCAACGUGAGCAAUCUGAUCGGUGCCGGAACGGUCAGCACGUCCACGAUUCGGGUGAACCUGCAGAAGAACAAAAUACCGACACAAGGUCAGUGCGGUCCGCUACCUGGUGAGGUCCAUCCGAAUCCACGCCAUGCCAAUCUGGCCUCGAACGCGUCGUCACCUCCGACCGCGACAGAUUCCCGCUGGAUCUCGUCGCUUCGCCGGCGCGAUCCGGAACUCCAACCGACACUGCCCUCGAUCAAUCACUCCAAUCACCACAGUACCUCAUCGCUGACGCAGCAACACAGCAUCGGUUACACCAGCUCCUCCAACACGCCGAACACGGACCGGCGCAGCAGUCGCACCAGCGGCCAGAAGUCAUCCCUGCGCAAAAGCCGGUCGGUCGAACGUAUCCGGGCGCGGAAGUUGGCCACCUCCAAGAUCAAGGAGCGUCCGAAGAAAUCGUCCUCCGAGGAAGGUGGCGGUUCGGACGAUCAGGAAGUGACCUCGGUGGAGGAGAACUCUCCCCAGCAGCAACACUCGCCGGUCAAGCGCAUCGACAAGACGAAGCUGUUCAACCCGAUCGGCUACGAACCGCACCUGAUCGACACGCUCGAGAAGGACAUGCUGCAGAAGAACCCGAACGUACAGUGGAACGAUGUGGCCGGGCUGAACGAAGCGAAAGCGAUCCUGCAGGAAGCGGUCGUGCUGCCGGUUAUACUGCCGGACUUCUUCCGUGGGAUUCGCCGACCGUGGAAGGGUGUGCUGAUGGUUGGACCGCCCGGCACGGGGAAAACUAUGCUCGCGAAAGCGGUCGCAACCGAGUGCGGGACGACGUUUUUCAACGUGUCGUCCAGCACGCUAACGUCCAAGUAUCGGGGCGAAAGCGAGAAGCUGGUCCGGUUGCUGUUCGAGAUGGCGCGCUUCUACGCACCCAGCACGAUCUUCAUCGACGAGAUCGACUCCCUGUGCGCCUGUCGGGGCAGUGACUCGGAGCAUGAGGCGAGCAGGCGCUUUAAGGCGGAACUGCUGAUACAGAUGGAUGGGUUGAAUGCGGCCAAUGAUGAUAAGGUUAUCAUGGUGCUGGCCGCAACGAAUCAUCCCUGGGACAUCGAUGAAGCCUUUCGGCGCCGGUUCGAGAAGCGCGUCUACAUUGGUCUUCCGAACGAUAACACACGCAAGGCACUGUUAGAGCUCUGCCUGAAGGGAGUGAACAUAUCACCGGAUCUGAACACGGACACGAUCACGGAACAGCUAAGCGGCUACACCGGUUCCGAUAUCGCUAAUGUGUGUCGCGAUGCCGCAAUGAUGGCCAUGAGACGGCACAUCAACGGGUUGAGUCCGUCAGAGAUCAAGAUGAUACGCCGGGAGGAGGUCGAUCUACCGGUAACGGCACAGGACUUCCAGGACGCGAUGGUAAAAACACGCAAAUCCGUCUCGGCAAACGACGUUGCCCGGUACGAAACCUGGAUGGAUGAGUACGGAUCGUGCUAG